Molecule: messenger RNA, 906 nt
Organism: Postia placenta MAD-698-R-SB12
Lineage: Eukaryota; Fungi; Basidiomycota; Agaricomycetes; Polyporales; Adustoporiaceae
Exons: 3
Coding region: 1-906 (301 amino acids)
Source: RefSeq, a predicted model, not a curated record
AUGUCCCGUCUGCCGGCGCGAUCGCAUGCACCGCCAUCCGCCGUCCUAUUGGUCGACGAUGCGCACGCAGCACUACCACAACCGAGGACCUACCGCCGCGCGCACCCAGACCGCCCCCUUCAAAUGCGCCGCAUCGGUCGUUCCCCCAUAAGCAGCCCCACAGGCAUCAAGGCCCGGUCAGCACGUUCACCGUUCAACCUAUCGCGCAGCGCCAUUCACUUGCGGGCGAGCGAAGGUCAGGGCGCGGCAAUACGAGGCGACGUCAGGUCGUCCCAUGGUCACGCCAUCUCCGCGCCCGCACCAGCAGUGUUCGAGUACCACGGCCCGGUCAGCGCAUGCUUCGUCGAUGUGUGCGCAGAUACUCUUGCGCUGCAAUCAUCGCGGCGGGCGGCGGUCAGCCGUCCUCCGCGGUAUCCCAGUGUGCGCCGCGCGACUGCUGCCAAUGAUCGACCUGCGUGUCCACGCUCGCCCGCGAAGCACGCCCACUUGUUACGGGCACCUCCCGCUACUAUCUGUCGUCGGCGGUCCUCCUUGAUAGUGACGACAAAUGGACGCCCGGCCAGAAGCAUGACACCCGUGUCGUCAGUCUCACACCCCCGGUUCAUCGAGCCCGCCAAAGCACCAGAACGCACAUGUCCGGGCAGCGGCGGCCUGAUGGACCGGACGGACCACGAUGCCUGUUAUGACGGCGUCACUUCUAGUCAACACCGCGUUGGGCAGUCACAGAGUGCCCGGCCGACUCACCUGAUUCCGCACAUCCUGGCCCUCCCCGCAGUCUGCCCGGCAAGCCUUGCGCACGCAAACAUGGUAAGGAGCUCACCGCCGUGCACUGGGCAACUAGGCGGCGCACUCGCGGCACAGGAUGUGUUCCGUAGAGAUCUAAUGACAAUGCAAUAUAUUUCUUGA